GGUCACACACCAGACAUCCAAUCCAAGCAAGAUCGGUGGCCAUUCGUUCGUCAGCUACCUCCUCGAAACACCAUGCCCUCGUCUCUAUCCCGCAGCGGCCGUCUCCUGGUCCUCCUCGCAGCGGCGGUGGUGAGCCUCACCGUUGCCACCUCCACGGACGCAACGAGCCACUUAACGUGGCUCGACUGCCCCUCGCCGGCGCCGGUGCCUUCUCCGUUGCCGCCACCGCCGCCGCCCUCCACCAUCAACAGUACCUUCCACUCCAACGUGCUCGCGCUACUGCACGCCCUGCCGUCCGCCGCUCCCAGAGGGUUCGCAUCCCUGUCCCACGGCGAGGGAACCGACCGCGGCUUCGUCCGGGGCCGCUGCCGUGGUGACUCCGCGCCGGAUGUCUGCGCCCGGUGCCUUCGGAGGGCCGUGCUCCGCAUCGACGGACGCUGCAGCAGUAACCGCCACCGCCGCGCGGCGAUCUCGUACGGCAAGUGCAUCCUCAGCUACGCCGACACCGACACGUCCACCACCUACGAGGAAGGCUUCCGGCAGGGGGUUUACAACCGCCGGGACGUCCAGGACGUCUCCGAUAACGCCUUCGAUAGGAAUAAGGCGUACUUAGAUCUCAUGAUCCACAUCUCCGAUAUCGCCGCCAGCGUCGUCUGGUCGGAGUUCGCGUCGGCAGUGCCGAUGUUUGCGACGGGGGAGGCGGUUUACGACCGUGGAGCACCCAACGGCACCAUGUACGGGAUGGUCCAGUGCAUGAGGGACCGGACGGAAUCGGAGUGCGCCCUGUGCUUGUGGAAGUCGAUGGUGCAGCUAGAGCUAGGGACAUGCUGCGCUUGGCACCGGGGAGGGGAGAUGCAUGCUCGGCUACAACUGCUAUCUGCGCCUGGAGUUUUACGCCUUCUAUAAUCUCUCGCUCAGUGCGGUGCCCGCUACGCCACCUCUUGCACCAUCUCCGUCGAGCUUCAUGCCUACCGUCGGAGAAAGAAACAGAAAUGGAGGUUCUGUAGGAGUUAUAGCAGGAGUUGGUGGUGGUGUUGCUGCACUCCUCCUGGGUGUGGUUUUAUAUAUCAUGUUCUAUAGGCGAAGAAAGGCGAAAAAGGCUGCCGUGCUUCCAUUUUCUGAAGAUUCUACCCUACAUGCUACUACAUCAUCCGUGGAUAAAAUUGCAUUGUCAAGCAGUCAAGCUGACAGCCCCUCAGCUGUUCCAGGGAUUACUGUUGACAAAUCAGUUGAGUUCUCAUAUGAAGAACUUUUUAAUGCGACAGAGGGAUUUAGCAUUAGUAAUGAAAUCGGGAAAGGUGGUUUUGGUGUUGUCUAUUAUGCUGAGAUCAGAGGCGAGAAAGCUGCCAUAAAGAAAAUGAAUGUGCAGGCUACCCAUGAGUUCCUUGCUGAGUUAAAGGUUUUGACACAUGUUUAUCAUCUGAAUCUGGUGCGCUUAAUUGGUUAUUGCAUUGAGAGGUCUCUGUUCAUUAUUUACGAGUAUAUCGAGAAUGGAAACUUACGGCAGCACUUGUGUGGAACUGGUUAUGAGCCCCUGUCUUGGGCUGCCAGGGUUCAAAUUGCGCUAGAUUCUGCAAGAGGUCUGGAGUACAUUCACGAGCAUACUGUUCCAGUGUACAUACAUCGGGAUAUCAAAUCAGCAAACAUCUUGAUAGACAAGAACAACCGGGCAAAGGUUGCAGAUUUUGGUCUCACAAAACUUAUAGAAGCUGGUAAUUCAUCACUGCCCACGCGUGGAAUUGUUGGUACAUUUGGUUACAUGCCUCCAGAAUAUGCUCAAUAUGGUGAUGUUUCUCGAAAGGUUGAUGUCUUUGCCUUUGGAGUAGUUCUUUAUGAACUUAUUUCAGCCAAAGAAGCUAUCGUGAGAUCAACUGAGUCUGGUAGCUCAAUGGGAUUGGUUUAUCUGUUUCAGGAGGCUCUCAAUGCACAGGAUCCAAAAGAAGGCCUUCGGAGGCUGAUUGAUCCGGCCCUAGGAGAGCAUUACCCCAUGGAUUCCAUCCUCAAGAUGACGGUCCUCGCGAGGGCGUGCACGCAGGAAGACCCUGAGUCUAGACCCACUAUGAGAUCAGUGGUGGUGGCGUUGAUGAUGACGCUGUCAUUCAUGGAUGAGGGAGUUACGGAACGAGAACUUUGAUCCAAGAGAGAACCAAGGCCUGGUGAACCUCACAUCAAGGAGGUGACUCAUGUCAAUAUUGUAGCCUGCCUGCAUGUCUGAUGCAAUUGUCCAUUGGGGCCCAUUUGUGCCGUCUGAUGCCGCUCAGCAAGAAGAACAUAUUUACAUGUAAUUUCUUCUGUCAGUAUAGGAUCAUGUCUUGUGUUUGUUUCUUCGUUUUUGCUCUUGGAGAGCUGUAUGUGAGUUACUCGAGUGUAGAACACCUGAGUUACCUGUAAGAUUCUGAUUUUUUGACGGGAAUGCAAAUAAACGAUCGUCUGUGGAUA
Panicum virgatum (switchgrass) is the source of this 2439-nucleotide messenger RNA. Its product is annotated as chitin elicitor receptor kinase 1-like. The transcript has 10 exons. The record is from RefSeq and is a predicted model, not a curated record. Gene Ontology annotation, molecular function: ATP binding; transmembrane receptor protein kinase activity. Lineage: Eukaryota; Viridiplantae; Streptophyta; Magnoliopsida; Poales; Poaceae. Gene Ontology annotation, biological process: protein phosphorylation; innate immune response. The coding region runs from base 857 to 2134 and encodes 425 amino acids.